UAUCAAAAUCAUCAGCUGUUGCAGUGAACUUGAUUUCAAAGCCUUGGUACUGAACUACAUGCCUAAUGGGAGCCUGGACAAGUGGUUAUAUUCUCAAAACUAUUCUUUGAAUAUCUUACAGAGGUUGAACAUAAUGAUAGACGUUGCGGUGGCAGUGGAAUACCUACACUAUGGUUAUUCAAUACCUAUUGUGCACUGUGACAUGAAGCCCAGCAAUAUACUACUAGAUGAUGAUAUGGUUGCACACGUUGCUGAUUUUGGAAUUGCAAAACUCUUGGGUGGAGGAGAUUCUAUUACCCAAACCAUGACUCUAGCCACUGUUGGGUAUAUGGCUCCAGAGUAUGGAUUGGAAGGAAUGGUUUCAACAAGAGGGGAUGUGUACAGUUUCGGAAUUGUAGUGAUGGAAACAUUCACAAGAAGGAAGCCAAUAGAUGAGAUGUUCGAUGGGGAAAUGAAUAUAAAGCAAUGGAUUGCAAACUCACUAGUAUUACCAGAUGCAAAGAUAGAUGAAGUUGUGGAUGCCAAUUUGCUUGGGAUUGAGACAGAGCAGGAAGAUGAUGAUCAUGUGAGGAAGAGGGAUUGCAUAUCAGCCAUUAUGAGAUUAGCUCUUACUUGCUGUGCAGAAUCGGCAGAAGAGAGGAUAAGUAUGAAAGAAGCUGUAGCCACACUCAACAAAAUCAAGACAAAGUUUUUGAAGGACACCACUGCAGGAAGAGGUGUGCUGUUAAACCGUCCUCUUGUUCAGCAACCCUUCAAAUAAUGGGU
This is a messenger RNA of Prunus persica (peach), 765 nucleotides long. RefSeq names its product probable LRR receptor-like serine/threonine-protein kinase At3g47570. Bases 59 to 760 code for a protein of 233 amino acids. Gene Ontology annotation, biological process: protein phosphorylation. Gene Ontology annotation, molecular function: protein kinase activity; ATP binding. The record is from RefSeq and is a predicted model, not a curated record. Lineage: Eukaryota; Viridiplantae; Streptophyta; Magnoliopsida; Rosales; Rosaceae. The transcript has 2 exons.